CCGAGUUUCUCUCUCUAUCGUCACUCGAGGUUAACCAGAUCCGAAGGAAGAAGGAGACCCAGAAGUAAAGCUCAGCAAAAGGAGAGAACUGUCCAUCGCUUUCCGGGGGAAAAUGUCGGCUGGAAUCGGGAAAUGCAGCAAGAUCCGCCACAUCGUGAGGCUGCGGCAGAUGCUGCGGCGGUGGCGGAUCAAGGCGCGAGCCUCCUCCGCCGCCGGGGGCCGCAUCCCGGCGGACGUUCCGGCGGGGCACGUGGCGGUGUGCGUCGGGGAGGGGUGCAGGCGGUUCGUGGUGCGGGCGACGCACCUGAACCACCCCAUCUUCCGGAAGCUCCUCGUCCAGGCCGAGGAGGAGUACGGGUUCGCCAACCACGGGCCCCUCACCAUCCCCUGCGACGAGUCCUUCUUCGAGGAGGCCCUCCGGUUGGUCUCCCGGCCGGACUGCACCGCCCGGGCCGCCAACCUCGAGGACUUCCAGCGGCACUACUGCCACGCCGGCCGCCUCGACUUCUGGCCCGAGUCCCGGCCCCUGCUCCACGGGCUUGCCGAGAAGACUAUCUGGUGAAACCCCCGCUAGAGACACGUAAAAAGCGUUGACCGAGACCGAUGCCGCGGAGAUCUUCACGUGUCGAAACGAUCGCUUCGUCGUCUCUCUCGGCGCCGAUGCAGAGACGGCGAGAUGGACGAUCGGGUCGCGUGGUGAUGCUGCAAAUCGGUCCGAGGAAACACGAUUUGCGUGCCUAGCAUUCCUCGAGCUCCGGUUGCUCGGAAAUAGGAAAAGGGUAGCGGCGCCGGCUAAACAAAAUGCGGCGGCUCCGGCCCGGGUUCGACUCAGUCCGAGUAAGGAAGGUGGCUGAGUUUUGGUUCGAUGUGUACAGCGUGACUCGGGCGAGUUGGCGAGGGUUGGGUUGGGGGGUUUUACACUUUUGUCUUUUGACUUACCAUUUGCCGAAAGGUAAGUCUAAUGGGGUUUUUUCUCUCUUUUUUUUUCCUAAGAAGCAUUAAUUUUUUUCUCUUUUAUUUCCCCUUAAUUUCGGGGGAGUAAUUGUAAUUUGAUUAUAUUCGGGUCGAGCUCGAGGGAGAAGGGUUGCUCCGGAUGAGAAUUCCUAUGGAGAUGGCAAAGAAAGGGGUGGAGACCGGCCGUGUCCCACCGAGUCGUCCCGAGUUCGAAUCGGAGCGGAGGCUAUCUCCGAUGAGGUACCAUAAAAGCCGCAAUUUGAGCCGAAUCGAAGCAAAGAGGAGGUCCUGAAGCUAUUGAGCAGGAGGAGUGGAUCUUUUGCUAUUUUUUCUUCCUUUUUCUUUUUAAUUUUGUAAAUUAUGUAAUUUAUUGAUUGAUUAAUGGGAAAAUUAAGGAGAUUUUCGGCGCGAA
Messenger RNA from Eucalyptus grandis, 1366 nucleotides. Its product is annotated as auxin-responsive protein SAUR50. Bases 113 to 562 code for a protein of 149 amino acids. Lineage: Eukaryota; Viridiplantae; Streptophyta; Magnoliopsida; Myrtales; Myrtaceae. Gene Ontology annotation, biological process: response to auxin. The transcript has a single exon. The record is from RefSeq and is a predicted model, not a curated record.